UGUUUGCCUUGUUUUGAACACUGGAAUCUUUUUUCAGAGAUCAUGAGAACACAGCUUCAAGCUUGCUGCAGGAUCACUAUCUUGAUUCAUCUUGGAGAACUGAUAACAGUCUCCCAUGGACGUUGGACAGCAGCAUUAGUGAAGAAAACAGGGCUGUCAUUGAGAAAAUGCUGCUGGAAGAAGAAUAUUAUUUAUCUAAUAAAUCACUUUCUGAGAAAAUAUGGCUCAAUCACAAGGAAGUGGAGAAAAGAUCUAUGAAAAGCCCGCAUAAGAAAACUGGAAAAGUCAUGGUGCGAUCACCUACAAAAUCAGCUAGCUACCCAUUAAAGUGGACAUCAGAAGAGAAAGAACUGUUUGAACAAGGACUGGUGAAGUUUGGCCGCCGGUGGACAAAAAUUGCCAAGUUGAUUGGAAGUCGUACUGUUCUACAAGUGAAGAGCUAUGCUCGGCAGUACUUUAAGAACAAGGCAAAAAAUGGUGAUUCUGAAAAAGAAGAGCGAAGUCAGUGCGGCAGCAGUCUUCCCCUUGAAGAUGGGAUAAAGGUAGAAGCGUGGUCGUCUGGAAACUUGAGAGGACGUGCAGACCCCAAUCUGAAUGCAGUGAAAAUUGAAAAGCUGUCAGAUGAUGAAGAAGUAGACAUAACUGAUGACAUGGAUGAGCUACUUUCUCCUGCCUUCCAGCAAGAAACUGGAAAAUCUGUUAUUUCAAAAAGUCCAGUUGAAGAAACAAAAGGAAUGGAAUGUGUGUUUUCAUCUGCCAGACACAGUUCUGCAAUUUCUUUACCUAAAGAAGAUCCUCAACAUACCAAGCAAGAUACAGUGGAUGCAUUAGUAUUUCCAGGUGUUGCAGCAACAUGUUCUCAGCACCUGAACGGUGAUAAAUCUGUGAAUUUAGAUUACCAGCAAUACAAUAAUUUCAUUGAGAAAGCGGAACAAGGCCGAGUAGUCACCUCUCAUGGUACGAGGCAAGGAACUGAUCAGGAGCUUCCUGAGGAACAGAGAGACCUGGCUGAUAACACAUUGCUUUUUCCUUCUCUCUGCCAAGUGGAUGAAGAUCAUCAGGAAGAAGCAGAGGAGCUUAAGCCACCUGAUCAAGAAGUGGAGGUUGACAGAAGCACCAUUCUGGAAGAAGAAAAGCAAGCCAUUCCUGAAUUUUUUGAAGGGCGCCAGGCCAAAACACCUGAGCGUUAUUUGAAAAUUAGGAAUUAUAUUUUGGACCAAUGGGAGAGGUGUAAACCCAAAUACCUGAAUAAGACUUCAGUACGUCCAGGCCUGAAGAACUGUGGUGAUGUUAACUGCAUUGGACGGAUCCACACAUACCUGGAGUUAAUAGGAGCGAUUAACUUUGGCUGUGAACAGGCUGUCUAUAACCGACCCCAGCCCGCUGACAAAACACGGUCCCGAGAAGGCAAAGACACGGUGGAAGCCUACCAGCUGGCUCAGCGCUUGCAGUCCAUGCGUACAAGGCGGCGGCGAGUGCGAGACCCUUGGGGAAACUGGUGUGAUGCCAAAGACUUGGAAGGACAGACGUUUGAGCAUCUCUCUGCUGAAGAGUUAGCAAGAAGAAGAGAGGAAGAAAAACUGAAACCUGCAAAAUCUUCUAAAGGUUCAAGACAAAUAAAAAGUUCCUUUGAUCCCUUUCAGCUGAUACCAUGCUGUUUAUUCUCUGAAGAAAAACAGGAACCUUUUCAGGUGAAAGUGUCUUCCGAAGCACUUCUAAUAAUGGAUUUGCACUCUCAUGUGUCUAUGGCAGAAGUUAUAGGGCUGCUAGGUGGAAGAUACUCUGAAGCUGAUAAAGUUGUAGAAGUUUGUGCUGCGGAGCCGUGCAACAGCCUCAGCACAGGACUGCAGUGUGAGAUGGAUCCUGUAUCUCAGACACAGGCCUCGGAAACGCUGGCUGCCAGGGGGUACCGGGUUAUCGGGUGGUACCAUUCCCACCCGGCCUUCGACCCCAACCCCUCCAUCCGAGACAUUGACACUCAAGCAAAAUACCAGAGUUAUUUCUCCAGGGGUGGUGCCAUGUUCAUUGGAAUGAUUAUAAGUCCUUACAACCGGAAUAAUCCUCUUCCAUAUUCUCAAAUUACUUGUCUAGUAAUUAGUGACGAGAUCAGUGCGGAUGGUUCCUACCGCCUGCCCUACAAAUUUGAAGUACAGCAGAUGUUGGAGGAACCUCAGUGGGAGUUAAUAUUUGAAAAAACAAGAUGGAUAAUUGAAAAAUACAGAUUCUGCCAUAGCAGUGUCCCCAUGGAUAAAAUUUUUCAUAGAGAUUCUGACCUGACUUGUUUGCAGAAACUUUUGGAGUGCAUGAGGAAGACUUUGGGCAAGGUAACAAACUGCUUCAUUGCUGAAGAGUUCUUGACUCAGAUAGAAAACUUAUUCCUUUCCACGUACAAGAGUGAGAAAAAGAGUAAUGCCGAAGAAAAGGAGAAUGAAUGUGCAAAUGAAUUACCAAUGUGACGGCUUUAACUAAACAAAACUUACAGAACUUUGGUUUUAUUUUUUCAUUUUCUUCUCUUCCUCCCCGUUAUGUCUAUUCUUUCAGGUUUAUUACCCAUUUUAAUAGUAACUGUUACAGAAUCUGGUGUCAUCUUACUGUUACGGUUUAAACAUACUUUGAAAAACUCCUGAUGUGUGUGACCUGACUACAUGAGGAACACUUAAUGCUAACAUUUAGUAAAAAACGAGUGCCACAGAGUUAGCUGACUGACCAACAGCCUGCCCGUUGGGAAGGAGGAACAACCUGGCAAGAAUAGUGUGCUUCAGUCUUCAAGGAUGGUUUGUCCUCUCUCAAGUCUUUCAGUUUGGGCAUUUUCUCUUAUUAUUUAUCUACAGGUACACAUCUAACUUGGAAUUAAUUUUUUCCUUAAUACUUUAGUGAUUGUAAGUUUGAAGGCAUUCACAAAGCAAAACUUAACUGCAAUGAAAAUUUUGUAGCUCACUGAUUUCAAACUUUCCUGGUAUCCGGUCUGAAGUUUUAGUCAGUUGUAAUUUAACACAUGAUCUGAUUUAUUUCCCCCCCCCUCCUUGAUCCCUAUGAUGAAGUAGUUUUUUGGCACAUUCUUUGCCAUCUUGCUUUUAUACUGGGGAGGAAAAGCUGGCAAGUUUUCAUGACUUCUCAGUAGUGGUUGUGCUUGUUUCCAGUGGAAAUGAUAACUCCUGUCUUAUUACAGGUUGCAGUCUUUCUGGUCUUCCAUUCUGUGGGGAGAUACUAUGUUGUUCUGCCAGAUCAUUGUGAUUUGUCUGCUUUUAAUUGCCACUGUUUCCUGUGGAAACAAGAGCUCUUGAUUGACAGCAAACGGAGUGCAACAAGCAGAAAAGUAUUUGUCU
Athene cunicularia (burrowing owl) is the source of this 3326-nucleotide messenger RNA. RefSeq names its product Myb like, SWIRM and MPN domains 1 (gene MYSM1). Gene Ontology annotation, cellular component: BRISC complex; BRCA1-A complex. Gene Ontology annotation, biological process: double-strand break repair. Gene Ontology annotation, molecular function: polyubiquitin modification-dependent protein binding; metallopeptidase activity. The transcript is spliced from 19 exons. The record is from RefSeq and is a predicted model, not a curated record. Bases 168 to 2456 code for a protein of 762 amino acids. NCBI's taxonomy places the organism in Eukaryota, Metazoa, Chordata, Aves, Strigiformes, Strigidae.